UGUGUGAGAGAGACGGUGUACAUCUUCUGAGCAGCAGUUUUGCGCGAGCGCGGGAGGAAUGAGGAGAGAGAGCGAGAUUGCUGUGUGUGUGUGAGUGAGUGAGUGUGUGUGAGCCAGCUUUUGCCGGGAGUCGCGCGAGUGAGUGAGUGAGUGUGUGUGUGUGUGUGUGUGUGUGUGUGUGUGUGUGUCGCGCAGUAGAACUUGUAGAGACAGGAGCAGGAAAUGGCAGAGCGCUUGGAGGCUGCAGUGUGAUCACCAUGUCUCAGGCGAUUUGCUGCACGCUGCUAAACUGUAGCUGCGACAGUUUCAGACCCGGAAAACUGAAACGUCGUCAGUGUGAGAACUGCAGGCACGGAUGGGUCGCUCAUGCUCUGAGUAAGCUGAAGAUGCAGCACACUUAUGAUGGAGGUCAGGUGGAGAUCGUCCACUCGAACGUGGUGUUUGAUAUCUGCAGUCUGAUGUUGUACGGGACGCAGGCCAUCCCCGUGCGCCUCAAGAUCCUCCUCGACCGUCUGUUCAGCGUCCUGAAGCAGGAUGAAGUCAUCAAGAUCCUCAGCGCACUGGACUGGACACUGCAGGACUACAUCCGGGGAUACGUCCUGCAGGAUGUGGCUGGCAAAGUGCUGGACCGCUGGGCCAUCAUGACCUUCGAGGAGGAAAUUGCGACACUGCAGCAGUUCCUCCGUUUUGGAGAGACAAAGUCCAUCGUGGAGCUGAUGGCUCUGCAGGACAAAGAAGGUCAGGCGAUCAUUGUGCCGACGGUCAGAGCGAACUCGGACAUCCGGAGCUUCAUAGAGAGCAGCAUGCAGCGUCCCUCAGUGCCGUCCACAACAGAGCCUCUGAGCAGAAGCAAUGGGCACCACUUUGAGAGUUUGGUCAACAACAUGAGCUUCAUGCUGCCUUUGCAGUUGCUUAACUCUGUUCCUGCACCACUGCUCAGGUCCAGAGCAGAUUCCCGCCAGCAAGAGGUUCCGGCACGACCCGAAAUCCUGGACUCAAACCCCGACACCUCCUCUCACUUCACUUCCGAUGCAGAAAGAGAAGACGUACCCAUGGAAAGAGCGAGCACCAAUUUAGAAUCCGACGAUUUCACACUGAGCGAUAACUAUUCCUCACCGUCGACCCCUUGCACACCCUCAAUUAGCUCUGAUAUCGCCCAGGGGUCACCUGAGUCCAAAGUCCGUCCAGGAGUUGGGAUGAAAAAAGGGCGUGUUUUCUGCAGCGCAUGUGAAAAGACUUUUUAUGACAAAGGAACACUGAAGAUACACUACAAUGCUGUUCACCUCAAGAUUAAGCACAAGUGCACUAUCGAGGGAUGCAACAUGGUCUUCAGCUCGCUGAGAAGCCGCAACCGGCACAGUGCUAACCCAAACCCUCGUCUGCACAUGCCCAUGAACCGAAACAAUCGCGACAGGGACAUGAGAGACGGACUGAGUCCUGGGGAAGAGGCAGAGAAGCGGGACCUUAGCAGACCUGUCUCUAGCUACAUCAGCAAUUCUGAGCCCAAACUUCACAGCUCCUUUCCAAGCAUCAGCCACAGUGGAAUCGUCUUCCCCAACUUGAAGACAGUGCAGCCAGUGCUGCCUUUCUACCGCAGCCUAGUAACACCUGCUGAGCUUGCCAACACACCUGGAAAUCUGCCCUCCCUGCCUCUGCUGUCCUCCUCUUCAGUGCCUGUGAGCAUAGGAGAUGUGGAUAGCAAUGCUGAGCCUGUGCCCAAGAAGAAAUCCCGUAAAUCCAGCAUGCCCAUAAAAAUUGAGAAAGAUGAGCUAGAAGAACGAAGCAGCUCCAAUGAUGAUGAUGACGAUCCUCCUGCUAGCAAGGCCUGUGAAAUGGACUGUGUAGUGAAGACAGAAUGUGAUGAACAUGGUGUUGAUCAUCCCUCAAUCCAUUCUUCUGUUCUCAACCAUUCUUCCCAUACAGAAGAACCACAAACAGAGAAGAAACACCAAGCCCAGGGGUGCAGUCUCACCAACUCAUUGUCUUCCUUCAGCAACAUGCAAAGAGACUUACAUGAAUUCGAGGAACAAACAUGCAGCGAAGUCUUGGAUCUCCAACCCACUGAGGAAGUGACACUAAGCGAACCUAAUCACCUUGAGACUGAGGUCCGCACCGAUGGCGUUAAAGACCUACAGAUGUUAGCAGAUGAUGAAGACGAUCUUCUCCACCACUGCGAUAGUUGCAAUAAAACCUUUAAAAACUCCUACAGUGCCAGGAUGCAUUACUGCAGCGUCCACUUGAAGGAAAUGCACAUGUGCACCGUGGCAGGCUGUAACGCUGCUUUCCCGUCCCGCAGGAGCAGAGACAGACACAGUGCAAAUUUGAAUUUACACCACAAGCUGUUGACCAAAGAUCACUACAUCUUCACUCCUUCCUGCAGAGACCUCUGCACUGAUUCUCACCCCGAAUUACCUCCUAAAGAUCCCCUGAGCCAGACCUCUGUUAUCUUCAAGGGCACAAACCGCAUGGGCCUAGUGUUUCCCAUGAGUAAAUCCGCUGAGAGCGUCAAGGAUCUGGUGGAGGACGAGGCCGUUUUGGACCUAAGCACCAGAGGAAGUGGUCACUCUUCUUCCUUGGACUCGGAUGUGGGCAGCGAGGAGGAGCUCCCCCUGGAGGACAGCGAUGAGAACGAAAGUUGCGACGGGGUGAAUUCAAGCUUGGUCGGUCUCGGGCAGCAGGUUAACAGCUCGUCUUCACCCAUUACCUGCCACGUCUGCCAAAAGGUUUACAGCAACAAAGGCACAUUCAGGGCACACUACAAAACCGUGCACCUUCGGCUCCUGCACAAGUGCAAGGUACCAGGAUGUGAGACCACGUUCUCCUCAGUCAGAAGCCGCAACCGACAUAGUCAGAACCCAAAUUUACACAGGAACCUUUCGAGCAACAGCACCACCACCAAUCAGGAGUAGUUAUUUAUAUAUAUAUAUAUAUAUAUAUAUAUAUAUAUAUAUAUAUAUAUAUAUAUAUAUAUAUAUAUAUAUUAAUGUACCCUAAAGAUAAGCACUUGUUAGUGUGUAAGUGCAAAGGCACAGGUCUUUAUAUAUAUUCUACCUAAAAUUCACAAUCAUUAACUUUUACCCUGAGGAGGUUCAGAAGAAUUUUCACUUAUAAUUUACAAAUUGUGGUUUAUUACUCAGUAAAUUCAAAUCAAUGAAAAAGAUUUGUGAUGUGAAUGCGUGCAAAAAAAAAAGUAAUGAACAUCAGGCAAGUUGGUCUUACUGAGUUGUUGAUAUGUUAAGACAAAACACUUGAUUCUACAGGAAAUGGAUUCAGUGGCAUUAAUGGCCACAUAGGCACCACCUUGAGCCGAGACUCUGCAGCCUGGUGGAAGACGUGGAGGUGAAGGUUUCAGAAUGUCCAUGAAAAGCCACACCGGGAGACUCUACAUGGUUGCAUGAUAUGAUUUCAUUUGCUUUUUUUUGUUAUUUAUUCCACUGCAGUUGAAUUGCGUACAGAUCAAUCGAACGUAUAAAGAGACCGUAACCGAUACAUGUUGACGUCAUUACAGAAUGACGUGUACGACGGAAGCUUGACUCAUCGUGACAAUAUGAGGUGGUAUUAAAAUAUUUGGAGACUCGCUCUGUUUACAAGAAAGUACUUUAUUUAUCUACGUUUCCACACUUUCACCUUCAAAAUAGUCUCCUGCACAGCAAUACAGUGCCUCCCAGUGUUCCUUUCGAACAUGUCCUGGAAGUCAUCUUUUCAAAGCAUGUGAAGAACCUUCUGCGACUUGUGCUGGAUCUCCACAAUGGUGUCAAAACGGCAACCUUUCAGCUGCAUCUUCAUCUUCGGGAAGAGGGUGAAGUCCGCAGGAGCCAAAUCUGGCUAGUGGGGUGGGUGCGGAAGUGAGCUCAUGUAGUUUCAUGUGUGAGGAGGAGCUCGGCGAUGGAGUGCUUAUGUGGUCGCACUGCUCCCGAUGCACACUGGAUGAUGUCUUUUGGCACACUGACUUAUGAAGGUCGGUGCUCCCUGUGACUGUGCGUGCAGCCUUUUGCUGCCAUCUGUUGGCGUGUUACAAAACUAGUCUGGAAGCGUGUUGAUGCCACCUCAUACAAUGUUAUCAUAGCAAUUUAUCCUGAAGCAGAAGCACAUCGCGUUUCAUUUGUGUGUUCACUACUUUAUAAAUAGCCUGAUGGAUUCCAGCACUGCUAGCGUUCGUCCAUUGCAGACUUUUUACACUGAGAACACUGAUAUGGCACAUUUAUUUUUAUUAUUUUAUUGUUGUUCCUUUGGUUACAAUCCCGGCAGCAUGACAAUCACUCUGUAUACGGAAUCAUUAACACUAAAAUGUGUAGGGCAACUAAACCUAGCAGCGGUGCUAACACGGAAUGAAGCUGCUCAGCUAGCAGUAAGUCUUUUAACAAGAAAAUUACAGGGAAGAAACGUCAAUGUAACCUGAGACAGAAAGAGAAGGACGGCUUUCUUUUCAGGCUAGCAGUAACAGUAAGUCCACCUGAACUAGCAGAACUCCAACAGCGUAUAUCGAGUACAGCAAUACAAUUAGCAUGAAAGCUACAUGCGAUUAUGGUAAGAUGCUAAUUAGAGUUUGUUACAACUGCUUUUGAUUGGAUAAUUAAAUAAUUAAUAUCCUUAUACUAAACCAUCGCUCAUGGAAAUCUGUUGAUCAUGUGACACAAGUUUUUGUGCCAAAUAAUUUGUAAUUUUUUUACUUCUUGAAAGUUUACGUUACGUUACAGCGAUCAUUGCAGAAGUGGGCGUGUCCUCGCCCUGCUGCACCUCGGUAAUGACUCACUGGACAGAUUACAGGGUUGCACCAAAUGACUGCAACCCGCUGUGUUAGCAAACACAAGAUUAUUAGCAUGACAGUAUAGUAUAUGAACACUCAGAACAGUGGGAGGAGAGUGGGCGGGGCCUGUGUGGUCAUUAACAUAUUCACAGCUAGUGAGGACCAAAUGAUUUUACUUUAUCUUAUUUUCCUUGUGAUGUAAGAUUUUCUUUGAGCAUGUGAGCAUUUUUUUUACAGUAGCCUUGUUAGCAAUUAUGCUAGGCUUCAUUUGCAUAAUAAUAAAAAACACAAUGAAAUGAUUCAUGAGAUAAAAGUAGGAGGUUUUUCACUACUAUUAACAGACACUCCAUCGAAUAAAGGGUGGAGCUAAAAAAAAAAGGAAGUAACGCAUUGUUAGGUCAUUAUUUUGAGUAACAUGAAAUGGACAUCCUCUGCACCUGUGACCUCCAAUAACAAAUAACCAAAAGUAUUUGCACAUAGUGUCUAGCCCCGCCCCUUUUCUCCUCACCCAGCAUUACUGACCAAAACAUCUCCAUUGUGUGUACUUUACUUUCCUCUGGUUCCUGGUCAUGUGACUUGAUUUGAAUGAAACCAUACCUUGUGAGUUUUUGUGUGUGUGUGUCUGUGUGUGUGUGUCUGUGUCUGUGUGUGUGUGUCUGUGUGUGUGUGUGAAGGUGCAGGAUUCACCUGGUGUGUGAUGGUCAGUAAUAGAAUGCAGUGAUGUUUUCCUCACAAUUGUCGUUUUACGGUUUCGGGAUAAUUUUUGUAACAUUCCAUGAAUUCUGUUGUGUCGCUGUUGUGUAAAUUAUUGUACAGUGUUGUGUUUUUUUUUGGGGGGGGGGAGAUUAUUUGUUCCUAUAAACACUAAAGCUGACCAAAGAUCCUUCAUUAUAAACGAGCAGUAUUAAUAAUAACAAUAACAGGAGGAAUAACUGUUACUGAUGCGAUCUGUGUUUGUAUUUUGCAAGAUUUGUUACCAUUUGAAAAAAAAAACUGGAAAAGAUCUGUGUAUUGUUGUGGCGUGAAUUUGGGCGUGUCGCUGGGCGUGUCUCUGUUGCUGGGCGUGUGCUUCACCAUGCCUAACCUUUUCAGACCUCCACCUCCUCCAAUCAUCUCUCUCAGCUCUCCUUUAUAGCUUUUUAUAAAUCUGAACAAAACCUAGCUUAGCAAUUUACCACCAAACAUGAUAUCUUACCUCAUGUUGGCUAACGUGCUAGUGACAUUUGUUAGCUUCUUAAUCACCAAGGCAGGAGCUGGCUAGCUGACAAACUUUAUUCUGCUAAACUUCUACUAUGUAGCUCAUAUUUUAAACACCACAUUAAGCUAAAUAAAACACGACUGAUGAUGAUGAUGAUGAUGAUGAUGUUGAUUGGUUAAUCAGAUUUAACUUUAGCUCUGCCCACAAUGACCCAAAUAUCAUGGCUGUUUUUAUUUCAGCAAUAUAAGCUAAGUUAGCAAACACAACACUGCACUAACAUUAGCUCGCUAACCAGCCUGAUUAGCUGAGCAGUAGCAGUUUGUGUGAACUGUAUGGAACAACAAGACAAACUGACUAAUUAUGACAGUUUGGCAGCAUUAGCUAUGCUAGAUAGCAGCCUAGCUUGUGGAUUUAAGGUGAAAUAUUUUUGACAAUUCAGCACGCUUUACGCUACAUACAUCCAGUGCGCGCCCAGUUACACUUGAAAUGUCAAAAUUAAUAACCCACAGUUUUUACAGUAUUGUUGUCGUCAUGUCAUACUGAUGCCACGUUUUCUCAUAACUAUUAAAAAUAUUCAUGUUUUUAUUCUUGGUUCCUUGUGACAAAAUAAAAAGCCAUGAUUUCAGAGUCUGGA
Messenger RNA from Silurus meridionalis, 6579 nucleotides. RefSeq names its product basonuclin 1 (gene bnc1). The coding region runs from base 258 to 2909 and encodes 883 amino acids. Gene Ontology annotation, biological process: regulation of transcription by RNA polymerase I. Gene Ontology annotation, cellular component: nucleus. The transcript is spliced from 5 exons. The record is from RefSeq and is a predicted model, not a curated record. Lineage: Eukaryota; Metazoa; Chordata; Actinopteri; Siluriformes; Siluridae.